AUGCCGCCCAAGUUCGACCCCAAGGAGAUCAAAGUCGAGUACUUAAGGUGCACCGGUGGGGAAGUGGGUGCCACGUCCGCGCUGGCCCCCAAGAUCGGACCCCUGGGCUUGUCUCCAAAGAAGGUGGGUGAUGACAUUGCCGAGCAACCGGUGAGCGGUGACGGGAAGGGCUUAAGGGUUACUGUGAAAUGGACCGUUCAGAAGAGACAAGCCCAGAUUGAAGCGGUGCCUUCUGCCUCUGCCCUCACCAUCAAAGCCCUCAAGGAACCUCCCCGGGAUAGAAAGAAGCAGAAAAACAGUAAGCAUCGUGGGAACGUCACUUUCGAUGAGAUCGUCAGCAUUGCGCGUCAGAUGCGGCACCGAUCUUUGGCCAGAGGACUCUCUGGAGCCGUUAAAGAGAUCCUAGGGACUGCCCAGUCUGUGGGCUGA
Echinops telfairi (small Madagascar hedgehog) is the source of this 429-nucleotide messenger RNA. RefSeq names its product 60S ribosomal protein L12-like. Gene Ontology annotation, molecular function: structural constituent of ribosome; large ribosomal subunit rRNA binding. The record is from RefSeq and is a predicted model, not a curated record. The transcript has a single exon. NCBI's taxonomy places the organism in Eukaryota, Metazoa, Chordata, Mammalia, Afrosoricida, Tenrecidae. Gene Ontology annotation, biological process: translation. Bases 1 to 429 code for a protein of 142 amino acids. Gene Ontology annotation, cellular component: ribosome; cytosolic large ribosomal subunit.